Molecule: messenger RNA, 5100 nt
Organism: Armigeres subalbatus
Lineage: Eukaryota; Metazoa; Arthropoda; Insecta; Diptera; Culicidae
Exons: 1
Coding region: 1-5100 (1699 amino acids)
Molecular function (GO): nucleic acid binding
Source: RefSeq, a predicted model, not a curated record
AUGCUUGAGAAGUCGUUUCAGUUGCGGGAAGAGAUGGUGUCGGACGAUGGAAGCGAUACACGGAGCGAGCUCUCGGAGCGCAACUCUCGCAGGAAAGUGGAGGAUUGGCAGAGGAAGCAGAAUGAUGUUCUAAGCUCGACGAUCGGUGUGACUACACCGAACAAAACGGAUACCGGCAUUCCGAUUGAAACCACGACGACGUCCAGAAUAGAAGAAAGUCAGGGCGGCGAUUUGCAGCCGACUGGAGUCAUUUUGGACAGGGCGUUAGCAGGUAUUAAUCUUGAAGAUAGUGCUAGGGCAGUUCCGUUAGGAGGUAUGAUAGGGAGAACAUCAGAAGUCGUUAAACAUACAGGCGCUAUUAGAAAGUCAAUAUUGCCCGUUGCUCCCCCUGUGUCUUCCUCACCUAUUGUGAGCGGGAACAAAAGAUACUCUCUUGAAUUCGUUUCUCCACCUCCCCUUCUUGAUAGUUCUCUGAAUAAUCUCAAUAACAAUAACAUUACGAACUCCCCGCCUAUCUCCAGUCAAAUUAUAAGUGGACUUACGAUGUCGAACCAUGCGCGAAACGAUUUGAUCGCGAUUGAUAGUGUAAAUCAUGAUGGUACUUCUAACAGAGUGGCUGCAAAUCCGCCCGUUAGGGAAGGGCUUUUGUCAAAACGGUUCGAGCCAUUGCCUAGUAGUCAUCAAGAACUGCCGCCGGCGGUUCUUCAGUCGGAGCGAUACCAUGGGGAGAGAAUGUCAACCAUAGCAAGGCAACCAAUCCUGGAUCCAAAUAUGGGCCCUGCAUCGAACGGCAGGCCGAAUGGCUGGGGUCCAAGUCCACAACAAAUCGCAGCCAGGCAGGUAAUAUCCAAGGAUCUGCUGACAUUCACUGGAAACCCGGAAGACUGGCCUCUUUUCAUCAGCUCGUUUAUCAACUCUACCGAUGCGUGUGGGUACUCAGACGCGGAGAAUCUGGCUAGGUUGCAAAGGUGCUUGAAAGGAAAUGCGCUUGAGGCGGUGCGCAGUCGUUUACUGCUCCCGUCUUCGGUGCCCAGUGUUAUUGCUACACUAGAGACUCUUUACGGUAGACCAGAGCUACUCAUAUACACGCUGCUGCAGAAAGUACGUGGAACUCCGGCUCCGAAGCAGGAUCGGUUGGAGACUUUGAUUGGAUAUGGGAUGGCGGUGCAAAGCCUCAGCGAUCACCUAGUGGCAGGAGGACACCAAGCCCACCUCGAUAACCCGAUGCUGCUAUUCGAGUUAAUGGACAAGCUACCCGCUAGCAUGAAGCUAGACUGGUCACUGUAUAAACAAUGGUGUACGGUCGUGAAUAUACUGUCAUUCUCGCAAUACAUGGCAACCUUGGUGAGAGCAGCGACGGACGUAACUCUACACUGCGAACCGAAGCAGCCACAACAGUUGCAGCAACGCGGAGAGAAGGGUAACAAAGAUAGGAAUUUCUGUGGCGCGCAUUCCACUGAAGAGGCAACUAAAGUGCCGCGGGAAGAAGAUGUCAUCUGCAAAGACAAGACGGAGUCAUCGUGCCCCCUGUGCCUAAUCUGUAAGGACCCUAAUCAUCGAGUGAAAAACUGUACCGUGUUUGCGAGGAAAAGGUUGGACGAGCGUUGGAAACUCACGGAACUUCUGGGAUUGUGUCGUAUCUGCUUGGGUUUGCAUGGCAAGCGUCCGUGCAGAAUUCGGCAGAAGUGCGAGAUCGAUGGAUGUCAGCUUCGGCAUCAUUCCCUCUUGCAUUCGAAGCAGGGGAUAAGCGAAAGUAAGCAAGAGGAAAUGGAAUCGAAACCAGGCCCGUCUAGCGCGAUUACCAACCACCACUUUGUUGGGAAAGCGGCACUAUUUCGUAUUAUUCCGGUGGAGCUGCACGGCAAUGAUCGGUCUGUGACAGCCUACGCGUUUCUGGACGACGGAUCGGCAAAGACCUUGGUGGACGAGGAGAUCGCGAAGGAGCUGGGAGUGACUGGUGAAACGCUGCCGCUGUGUCUGCAGUGGACUGCCAACGUAAAACGAGUCGAAGCGAAUUCACAGCAAGUUGCAUUAGAAAUAUCAGGCGAAGGCGGCGAAGCUAGAUUUCCCUUGAGAGACGUACGGACGGUACGCAAGCUGGAUCUGCCACGACAAUCAUUGCGUUACUCGGAGUUAGCGCAAGUAUUUCCGUACUUACAGGGAUUGCCGAUUAAAGGAUACGAAAACGCUCUGCCUCGAAUCCUCAUCGGAAACGACAACGCGCAUGUUACAGCGAUGCUGAAGGUUCGGGAAGGCCAGCCAGGAGAACCUAUCGCAGCUAAAUCGCGACUCGGGUGGACCGUCCACGGAUCCCAAAUCGGAGGUGUUACUCACGCGCACAGCUUCCAUAUUUGUGAAUGCCGGGAUGACGAGAAGACGCUGCAGGAUCUAUUGAAGCAGUACUUUGCGGUAGAAAGCCUGGGGGUCGACAUUGUGGCAUAUCCGGAGUCGGAGGAAGUGCGACGAGCGAAGCAGAUACUGGAAAAUACCACGAAACGAGUAGGGCAACGGUUCGAGACCGGACUGUUAUGGAAGUACGAAUGUUUUGAGUUCCCGGACAGUUACGCAAUGGCGGUUCGACGACUGAAAUGUUUGGAGCGGCGUAUUAGUAGAGACCCAGUGGUUGGCGAAAGUGUUCUGCAGCAGUGGUCCGAAUAUCAGGCAAAGGGUUACGUUCAUAAAGCGACCCCGAGGGAGCUCGAGGGAGCAGAUCCGAAGCGGACGUGGUAUCUACCGCUAGGAAUCGCUAUUAAUCCUAAAAAGCCUUCGAAAAUUCGAAUAUUUUGCGACGCAGCGGCUAAAGUAGACGGCAUCUCGCUAAACACGAUGCUCUUAAAAGGACCGGACCUACUGAACACGCUAUUGGAUGUCCUCUUCGGAUUUCGAGAAAAACGAAUCGCUCUCUGCGCCGAUCUGAAGGAAAUGUUCCAUCAAAUUCAGAUUCGGCCGGAAGAUCGCCACUCUCAACGUUUGCUAUGGAGAGAAGAUUCAACUAAAUCGCCGGACGUGUACCUUAUGGAUGUCGCGACGUUCGGAGCAGCAUGUUCACCCUGUUCGGCACAGUUUGUUAAGAACCGAAACGCCAAGGAGCAUUCGUUGAAGUAUCCGAAAGCGGCUGAUGCCAUAGUACGGAAGCACUACGUGGAUGAUUAUCUCGACAGCGCGGACACGAUCGAGGAAGCAGUGAAGAUAGCAUUGGAAGUCAGGCAUGUUCACUCCCUCGGGGGAUUCCACUUGCGAAAUUGGCUGUCAAAUUCCAAAGAGGUUCUUGAACGGGUCGGGGAGAACGAUACAGCAAUUCAAAAGAGUCUCCAGUUAGACAGCAGAAGCGCUACAGAACGAGUGCUAGGCAUGUUUUGGAAACCGGAGGAAGAUGUGUUCACCUUUUCGACGAAGCUAGCGAUUGAAACGCAGCAUCCUACGAAGCGGCAAGCAUUGCGCGUCGUGAUGAGUCCGUUCGACCCAGCCGGGUUAUUAUGCUUCUACCUUGUUCACGGAAAAAUUCUAAUCCAGAAGCUAUGGAGAGCGAAGACCGAUUGGGAUCAGCAGAUACCGAUAGCACUGAAGGAAAAUUGGACGCGCUGGACAGACUUGUUUCAACACCUCGGAGAAGUUCGAGUACCUCGCUGUUAUUUUCCGCAUCAUGCGCUCGAAGAUCUUAUCGAGCUGCAACUGCACAUUUUCGUCGAUGCCAGUGAAGAAGCGUACGCAUGCGUAGCGUAUUUCCGGGCGGAGUUUCCAGGUGGAGUAGAGCUAGCGUUAGUUGGAGGGAAAUCAAAAGUAGCGCCUCUGAAUACAGUAUCGAUCCCACGACUCGAACUGAUGGCUGCAACGAUUGGAGUACGGUUCCUGAAAUCCACUCGGAACGGGCAUUCGCUAAAAAUCGACAAAGCGGUUUUAUGGAGUGACUCCAAGACUGUGCUGGCAUGGAUAAAUGCAGAUCAUAGGAACUAUCGACAGUUCGUCGCAUGUCGCGUGGGUGAAAUACUAUCUAAGUCGGACGUUGAGCAAUGGCGAUGGGUGCCGACUAAGGAAAACCCGGCCGAUUUGGCCACUAAGUGGGGAAAAGGUCCCUGCUUAUCUCCUAGUGGCUUAUGGUUUAGAGGACCAGCUUUCUUGUGUUUGCCGGAAGACAAAUGGCCCAAUGAAGUGAAGCCGUCAAAACAGACGACGGAGGAAGAGUUGCGGUUAUGUCUCGUGCAUACGGAGACGACUGUGGAUUUGGUGAUCGACUGGGCGCGCUUCUCCAAUUGGACACGUUUACUACGUUCUGUGGCAUUUGCUCUCCGAUUUUCCCAAAAUCUACGGAAAAAGGUGAAGAAGCAGGCGACGACGGCUGGACCGUUGACACAGCAAGAGCUGGUGCUAGCGGAGCUGGUUAUAUUCCGCAUGGUGCAAAGCGAGCAAUAUUCCGACGAAGUAGCCGUCUUACACAAGGAGCGAAAUCAGCAGAUGAUGCCGAGUUCAGCAAGUUUGGAGCGUACGAGUAAGAUCCGAAAUUUGACGCCGUACAUAGACGACGACGGAGUGCUUCGGUCGGAAUCCAGAAUCUCCGCUGCGACGUUCGUGUCACAUGAUACCAGAUUUCCGAUAAUCCUUCCGAAGGAACACUUAGUGACCCGACUGCUAAUACAAUGGUAUCAUCGGAGAUUCCUACACGCAAACGGGGAGACGGUAGUGAAUGAAGUUAGACAACGCUUCCAUGUGCCGGCCCUUCGUGCUCAGGUGCGCAAAGCGGCAAAAUCUUGUCAUGAGUGCAAAGUGAAGAAGGCGGUUCCAGAAGUUCCCCGAAUGGCUCCACUUCCUGCGGCGAGACUAAAACCGUACGAGCGUCCAUUUUCUUACGUGGGCCUCGACUACUUCGGACCGAUCGCAGUUCGGGUAAACAGGAGCACGGUGAAGAGAUGGAUAGCAUUGUUUACUUGCCUUACCACGCGUGCCGUUCAUCUGGAGAUAGCCCAUUCGCUUUCUACCGAGUCUUGCAAGCAAGCUGUGCGACGGUUUAUCGGUCGCAGGGGCUCGCCAGUAGAGAUCCGCAGCGAUAGAGGAACGAACUUUGUGGGGCGAAUAAUGAACUGCGUAAGGAGAUGUCCGCGAUGA